This is a messenger RNA of Stylonychia lemnae, 1401 nucleotides long. Lineage: Eukaryota; Ciliophora; Spirotrichea; Sporadotrichida; Oxytrichidae. The record is from the annotation of a GenBank genome assembly.
AUGAAACUUAUUAGAGAUAAUAAGCAUUUGUUUGAGGAAUACUAUGAUUAAGAUGAGCUUUUGAAAGAAAAGCUAGGACUUAUAUAGCAUUUAAAGUCUGUUACAAAUUAUCAUGAGAGAAUAAACUUAGAGGAUUCAGCUGCGGUUCAAAAAGAGGCUAAAUCUUUUAUUAAAAGAAUAGUUAAGGAAAAAGAAGAAAGAGAAAAAAAGAAGCAAUCAUUUUAGAAAUAAUAAGAGGACAAAUAGUAAAAGGAAUUAUAAGAAAUUGAGAGAAAGAAAGAGGAGGAGAGACUGAAAAUGGAAGAGGAUUAUAAAUAAAAGAAGCAAGAAAUCAUUCAUAAAAUGAAAGAAAAAGAAGAGCAAAGGAAAAAGUUUAGAGAUGACACAGCAGUUGCUGUUAAAUAGGUAAUGAGAGCUUAACCCUUGUAUAUGGUAAUUGAAUAAAAGUACAAAGAAGAGGUUGAAUUACCUGAAUUAGAUCAACAAAAAGAAAAACUCAAGAAUCUUAGAAAUUUUUAUAAGCCAAUUUAAGAGUUGAACAUAGAUAAGCAUUAACAAAAUUAUGACAUUUAAAAAAGAUAAAUGGAGACUGAUAUUAAGAGACAAAGAGAUUUAACUACGAGAUCAAUGAAGGAUCAUAUUGCAGGUCUAAAAUAUAAGCCUCACCUUACAGAUUUCAAAGAUGAAUAGAGAUAGAAAAUGGUUGAAGAAGAAGAACGACUUAGAGAAGAAAAGAGAAAGAUUUAGGAAAAAAUUGGAAAUUAUGCAAAAUACGUGAAGGAAAUGUACUGGCCAAAAGUAAGUGAUAUAAAAAGACAAGAGUUACAAGUUCUGAAAAGUAGUAUUCUGACCUAGCCAAGAAAGAGAAGCUACUCAGCCAAGAAAAAGUUAGUUCCUUCACUUAAUGAUGACUAAGAGUACAUGAUAGAAAGCUCGCAUAAUGGCUUGUCUAAUGUCCAUAGCUUGCCCCAGUUAAGUAGUAUUGGAGGUUACACACCUUAAUAAAUUCAGAGCAAGAAAAAAUUGAAUUGGGAGGGAAAGAAAAAGAGAUAAGAAAGUGAGAUUUAUGAGAGAAGAAACUAAGUUGAAAUGAUUAAAUCAGUAGAUUAUUUGAAAGAUUAAAGAUUUAAAAGAGACCUAGAUGGCAAGAGACCUAAAAUCAUAGAUGAUAGAAUCAUGGAUAAGUACUUAAAUGAUCAAAAUAUGACAGAGCAUCAAAGACUAGAAGAAAUAAGAAGAAGAGCUUAUAUCAUGGAGUAGAGAGCAUAAAUGGACGAAAAGCUGAUAAGAAAUUCGAUUAAAGGAGGAGAUCCACAACUAAGUGUUGAAAAAACUAUCGCUGUUAAUGAUAUGUAUUUGGAUGCAAUCCAAGCUAAACUUAAAAUUCUUGACUAGAUAUGA